UUGAGCAGCCUGUCCGUCAGGUGGCGCCCCGCGGGUGCCGCAGGAGAGCUCGCGCCGGCCCCGCGCCCGCUCUCCAUCUCUCCAUGCUGCGCUGGCUGAUCGGUGGCGGCCGGGAGCCGCAGGGCUUGGCCGAGAAAUCCUCUGUACAGACAAUUGGUGAAGAACAAAUACAGAAUCCUUACACGGAGCUCCUUGUGUUGAAAGGUCAUCAAGAUAUAGUGCGAUUUCUAGUGCAAAUAGAUGAUUGCAGGUUUGCAUCUGCAGGAGACGAUGGAAUCAUAUUUCUGUGGAAUGCUGAGACUGGAGAAAAACUUCAUGAACUUCAUGGGCACACACACAAAAUUACAGCUAUAGCACCAUUUUCUUCAUCAGAUGUUGCUGAAGAAAAAACUAAUUUGAUUAUAACAGCAUCAGCUGAUAGAACAGUUAUUGUUUGGGACUGCACUAGUGGCAGACAGGUUCAAAAAGUGUCAUGUUUCCAUUCUACUGUAAAGUGUUUGACAGUUCUUCAGAGACUCAAUGUAUGGCUGUCUGGAGGGAGUGAUCUAUGUGUUUGGAACCAAAAAUUAGAUCUCUUGUGUAAGACCAGUCAUCUUACUGAUGCAGGCAUCAGUGCUUUGGUUGAAUUGCCCAAAAAUUGUGUUGCAGCAGCAGUUGGCAAAGAGCUAAUAAUUUUUAGGCUGAGUGCUUCUAACAAUGGAUCUGAAGGUUGGAAUAUCCUUGAAGUAAAGCGCCUUGUUGACCAUCAGGAUAACAUUUCAUCAUUAGUCAGUGUUAAUGAUUUGACUUUUGUGACAGGUUCUCAUAUAGGUGAGUUAAUAGUUUGGGAUGCGCUUGACUGGACAAAGCUGGCAUCUGAGUGCAACUUCUGGGACUCCUCUGUCCAUCCAGAUGUACAACCAGAAAUAAAGUUAUCCCAAAGCCCACAUGAAACUUCAGUUCAACACUUAACAUCUGAUGAGGAGUGUGUGUUUGCUGCUGUUGGGAAAGGCAUAUACGUAUAUAAUCUUCAAAUGAAGCGUGUGAUUGCCUGCCAGAGAACUGCUCAUGACUCCUCUGUGCUGCACAUUGAGAAGCUUCCAAACAGGCAGCUGAUCUCCUGUUCAGAAGAUGGCAGUGUGCGCAUUUGGGAACUCAGAGAAAAGCAGCAGCUGCCAGCUGAACCAGUUCCGACAGGGUUUUUCAACAUGUGGGGAUUUGGAAGGACAAACAAGCAGGCAAACCAAGCUGCUAAGAAGAUGCAGGAGAAUACACCUGUGUAUUUCUUGGAGCUGGUUGGUGAUUUGAUUGGUCAUUCAUCAGCUGUGCAGAUGUUCCUGUACUUUGGUGAACUGGGAUUGGCUACAUGCUCUGCUGACCACCUCAUUAUUUUGUGGAAGGAUGGUGAACGAGAAUCUAGCCUCCGCAGUUUAACACUAUUUAAAAAAUUGGCACAGAAUGGUGAUUUGCAGCUCAAACUUUAAAUUGUUUGAAUACAGGCUGUAUAUGUGUAAACUGGAUGUGUUUUAAAUAUGAGUGUAAAGAAUCUGGGAGUCUGACUUCUAGUAGAACUUACACUUAAUGUCAUGUGUUAUAUUGGAACUUCUCUUAGUUGCUACUCUUCUCAAAGGGGGAUUUUGCAUUUUGUUACACUCUGUCAGCAGAAAUGGUGUUCUCUUGAAAGACUGAAGGUAAUAAUGACUCAUUAAAUAGUUUCUAGUAUUAUUCCAAAUGUUUAAAAUUAUCAUGAGUGAAUGUCAAAAUUAAGAAUUGGGAAAUACAGUAGAUGGAUCAUAAUUAAAGCAGUUGAGGGCAUCCACAGUGCUAUGUGCAGGAAGAAGGCAUGGGAAGAAAUCUGCAGCUUCCUGCUCAAAUUUAUUUCUAUAAGCUGAACUUUCCUCACUGACGGCUCAGAUUUGUGUGUAUACAGAAAGCCUGAAAGAAAGCAUUCUUAAAUAGAAAUUUUGCACUUCAAGUUAAUAUCCUGCAUCAAUAGUAAGGAAAAAAAAAAAGGUAGGUAAUGCCAGUUUGUCAGGUUCUAAUUUUUGGCAAACUGAGGUACACAGAAACUGUUUACUAGUAGUAGCUGAAGUUUCACUUGGGUUAGCCUACAUUACUGGACUUUAUACAGCAUUACCAUUACACCAUUACCAAGUUUAGCAUGCAGUGUGAUUAGUUUAGCUUAGUCUUUCCAUAGUGCAUUCAUCAAAUUAAAUUGUAUCUAAUAAAAUGCAUUUGCCUUACCAUGAAUUUUCAGAAUCCUUUCUUAAGCAGUAGGAGUUGAUAUUUCAAUAGUAGUGAAACUGUGUUUUGCCAUAUGAAUACUAAAUUCUCAACUGAAGUCUGACUGCAGAGAAAGCUGCAUCAAGUUUGUAAGGUAAAUAGUAUUUCAGGGUUAAAAAAAUAAGUAGCUCAGUGCACAGAUACUAAGAGUCUGUGCUAACAAUAGCUAAACAGGAGUAGGGAAAGAAAUGCAAACUAAAACAAAGCCCAAACCACAGCAACAAAAACACAAAAGCAAAAAAUCGAAUCAACACACAAGCAAGUAAAUAAUCCCCUCUCCCCCCUCCCCUCUGUUGUUGCCAACAACAACAACAAAAAAAAAACAAACUGAAAAAUGAAACAGUUAAACCCAGAAAUGAUACUAAGACAGCAUGAGGAAGGACAAUAUAAUGAGUGGUACAUUACCAUUUGAACAGAGAAGAGCUAGGGAAAAGGGAAAGUUUGGGAACUUAGUGGUCAUAAAACUAUGUAGAAGAUGGUGCUACUAUCCUCAGGUCUACUCAGGAGAUACAGCACUUAAAUGGUGUGGGAAUAAGUCUUGUGCAACUUUUCAGUGCCAUCUCUUCCCUUUGAAUCACUGAGAAUUGUUUUCAGUACAGGAAACUAUGUGGCUCUAAUUCCAGACCUCAGAUACAGUGGCUCAUGUAGGAAAGGCAUUUGGAUUACAGCUGAGGAUAACAUUCCUUUGGGUAUAUGGUAUUAAACUUGAGAGAGGAAAGCAUGUUAAGUUUACAUUGCUUCAGCUUGUCUUCUUCAGCAGAUUAUGCAUUUUUGGCUUACCCAGGAGAAGCUGGGGAGAUAAAAUGUCUCUUUGGAUUUUUUUUGUUGUUUUAAUUGCAGAAUAACUAUUUGGUUGUCUAUAGUGCUUGUGUGUACACACUGUUAUGACACCUUUACAGUGAAAGCUUAUGAAACAGAUUUUUUGGAGAGUCCCUGUUACCAUCAAUUAUAACUACAGAGAAGGAAGGUCAUAUUUUUAUAAUGUCUUCUUCUAGCAUGAGAACAGCUAUUUCCUUUUUAUUUGACUGCUGUUAAGUGAAUACCUGGUAGAGAAACAGACCUUUUCAACUGUACAGUUCUAGUCACAAAAUUCACUGUGCAUUUUACAGGGAUGUAACUCAGCUUUAAAUAGUCCUACAUGCAGGUGUAAAUAUUUGUAUUUAUCAAAAGUGCCAUUGUUCUCAGAUACACUCCAUUGGCAGGAGAUCUCCCAAGGGUCUCUUCUUUUAAAGAUGGUUGACUUUGUUUUACAAAUGAACUUUGAGUGUAACAAGAGAAUAAAUGAGUUUCUCACUUGCUGUUGGGAGAUGCAGUGAGCAGAAUUAUGCUGACCUGAUGAGAAUUUUACAUCUAACUGAUGUCCUAAAUAUUUUUCCACCUUGCAGUAACACUGAAUUCCAUACGUUCACGUCAUGGAAGCAAAUAUCUUUGUCUGACCUACUCUUAAUACUUCUACAACUGUGAGGUGGCUGUUUUUACAUCUGUGCACUGACAACAGCAUGAAACAAGCAGCUGUUAGUAAACUGGACUAGUCUAGGAGAUCUGACACAACUGGCAGAUUAUGAUUAAUCUGUGCUGAUUUGUUUUGCUAUUAAAGAGGACCUAUAUCCACCCAAUUUUUUUCUUUUAUUUAUUUAUUUCAAAUUUUUUUCCUUUAUCUGACUGUGGGAAGAAACACAAGAUCCUGCAACAUAUAUAUUGAUUCUGUAUUAAUGCCUUCGCCUCAGUUCUGGUUCACAAGUAGAACUUUAUUUUUUUUGAUGCCUUCCGCUGUUGACAUUUUGUUCUGUGUGACAGAAGUGUGACAAAAAUUAUGAAUUAAAUGUUUUACAUGGAUAUGGUCUUACAAUGUUGCUACAUUUAACAGAUUAAAUUAACAAAGCUUAAA
Molecule: messenger RNA, 4150 nt
Organism: Zonotrichia leucophrys gambelii
Lineage: Eukaryota; Metazoa; Chordata; Aves; Passeriformes; Passerellidae
Gene: WDR41
Product: WD repeat domain 41
Exons: 13
Coding region: 84-1463 (459 amino acids)
Biological process (GO): regulation of autophagy
Cellular component (GO): lysosomal membrane
Molecular function (GO): protein binding
Source: RefSeq, a predicted model, not a curated record